Durusdinium trenchii is the source of this 2317-nucleotide messenger RNA. Lineage: Eukaryota; Dinophyceae; Suessiales; Symbiodiniaceae. The record is from the annotation of a GenBank genome assembly.
AACGAAUUUCGCAUUGCUUAGCAUAAAGGGCACUGUUUAGUGGUGCCUGCUCGUGGCAUUGGGCCAUGUCGUGCCGAUGCUGCCGCCGAUGCAUUCCUUCCACGAUUUGUGGGGCUGACGUUUCGGACUUGUUUGCCUACAGCACCACCAAGUACAUCAAAAUCAGGGAUGCGCGAUUGGGUUUGCUGCACUAUGGCUUGAUGUUUCUGAUCGUUGUGUACAUUUUGGUGUACCAGCUGAUUGGGAAGCUAGGCUACUUGAAGUUCAACGACGCCCAGAACACCGUGCGUCUCACUCUCCAAGAGCCGACGCAGGGUUGCAAUCCCAACGACACUGGUUGCAAGGACAACUUCGCCUCUUUGAGCCAGUUGCCGUACUGCUGUGCUCAGAAUUCCAGUUGUAAGACCAACUCCGAUGGUUCCUGCUCGUGUGACUAUCGGACCAGCUUCAAGGACUACAACUGUACCUGGCUCAGCGGUACAGAUGCGUCAGUGAUUCGAGAGAGCUCCAUCGUUGUUGCCACCUUCAUUCAUGAGUAUGACCAGUCUUUGAACACAACGUGCUUCAAUUCUUACCCCUCUGCAGCCAACAACUGCGAUGAUCUCUGGCUCAUACAGGAGAAGGCUUCGCUCUUCGCGGCAGAUGUGGAGGCUUUCACUAUGCUGAUUGACCAUUCGGUGACUUCCCCAAAGUCCGGGCUUGCCACAACCUCCCGCCAAAUGCAGGGGAUGCUCUUUGUGGGAGACAAUGGGAACGACGGUGAUGUGUCUAAAGCCAUCAAGGAUGAGCUGUGCCGCAGCAAUCCGAAAGCAGUCACGGCGCAGGAGGGCGGUAGCAGUACAGAUCAUUCCCCCUGCUAUGUGCCGCCGAACUCAGCGGAUGGCUUGGAUUACUUCAGCGUGGGCACCCUACUGCAGGCCACUGGGGUGACCCUGGAAGGUGAAAGCUAUCCAGGUAGCGGCCAUUCAGCCAGAUACGAAGGGUUGACUAUCAACCUGUUGAUCGACUACAGCAACUCGCGAGAUUGGCAUGGGCUGCAGCCGAACAUUAGUUAUCUCUACAAGCCUUCAGUGGUGCCUCAGAGCACCUUUAAGACCACCUUGCUGUCGCCUUCGUCGUUGAAUGGGCAACAGAUGUUGAAGAAGGAUAUCCACGGGGUUCUCUUCGAAGUGCGGCCCUCUGGGCAGCUGGCGGUCUUCGACUUCACGCAACUCUUGCUGCAGCUGACGACCAGCUUGACCUUACUGGCACUGGCCACGGUGGGUGUGAACAUCCUGGCGCAGUACGUCCUCCGGUAUCGCCACUACUAUUCUGAAGCCCUGUACGAUAGAACGGCGGACUUCGACAACAUUUCCUUCUUGGAGAGUCAGUCAGAUAACCAUUUGAGACAGGAGCUAGAGGAUCGAAAUCUUCCCACCAGCGGCACGCGGGAGCGCAUGAUCUUGCGUCUGAUGGAGUAUGGCUACCGGCCACCUCGCCCCACGUCCACGGCAAGCUCUGAGCGAUGUAACCUGUCCUCCGCCAGGGAACCAUAGCAGAGACAGCAAUGCACUGCCACGAAGCCAUGCAAGCUGUACGUCUUAGCAGCCCAGUGAAACUUUCAAGUGCUCAGGUGGGAUCGAAACUGCCGGUGGGAAAAACACCAAGCUUUUUGAUGUUCCAGGUACAUGAGAAGUGUACCAAGUUGUUUGAAGAAAGGUGCACAUAUCUAAAGUGUACCAAGUUCGGAUUGUGAACGACUGCAGCCUCUUUUGACGCGAAAAGACCGCCAGCGGUCACACGGAAACAACUCACAAAACCACCAGAAAUUGGCAUGUGCACUUGUGUGCCUCCCCAAAAUGCGGCGUGUCGCCCAUUAGGCUCAGAUGAGUUCCAUCGGGGUCUUUUUUGCGCGCUUCCUUUGGGCGCCACAAGCCAGGACUAGAGGCUAGCGACAAGGAAAGGUCAUAUCAGUGAACUGCCCCCUUCACUGGGGCGGGGAAAACCACAUUCCCAGCCAUUGCCAGGCCAAUGGAGCCUUUUGGAAUUCAAGCGUCAUCCAAAGAUAUCCAAAGCCUUCGUUCCAUUCAGCACUGCUGCCUCCAGUCUUGCUUCAACCUGUCCGCGGCACAAUGGCUUCUGCUUGAGUGCCCGGGCAUUCGGAUCUUAAGGAUUUGAUGUUAAAAGGUCCUUGGCAGGUUCACAGGACCUGUCAACGCGGAGGUUCCCUUGGUGUACGUGAGGGCGUCACACUGGGCGGAAAAAGGGCCAAAAAGUGUGGCAGCAGUCACUCAUCAUGUUUGGUUUGCCGCUGUUUGUGGACUGCAUGUUGGUGGAC